ACGCUCACUACUUUACACUGUUAUACAAGCUGAACGCUCACUACUUUACACUGUUAUACAAGCUGAACGCUCACUACUUUACACUGUUAUACAAGCUGCACGCUCGCUACUUUACAUUGUAAAGCAAAGUGUCGUUUGUCGUUUGUUCAGUGUUGAACAUGAAAAGAUAGAAUCAGAUAUUUACAAACAUGUGAGGGUGAACUCACUCUGUGAGAUCCUGUAUACGUAUGUAUUUGCUGUGUAUAUUAAACAUAUAGAUCACAUGUUCAACACACAUUCGUUUUACCGCCGACUAAAUGAUGUUUGUGAUUUAUCCCCCCCUCCGACAGCGAUGAGUCACCUGAAUGGCCAGCGUCUCCAUGGUAACGUGAUUCGGGUGAUGCUGUCCAAACACCCGGUGGUGCAGCUGCCUCGCGGGGGAGCGGGGCAGGAGGAACAGGCGCUGACCCGGGACUUCUCAGGCUCCGCCCUCCACCGCUUCAAAAAACCCGGAUCCAAAAACUUCAACAACAUCUUCCCGCCGUCGGCCACGCUGCACCUGUCCAACAUCCCCUCCGCCGUCAGCGAGGACGAGCUGAAGGACGUGUUCACCUCCAGCGGCUUCACGGUGAAGGCCUUCAAGUUCUUCCAGAAGGACAGGAAGAUGGCGCUGAUGCAGCUGGCGUCUGUGGAGGAAGCCAUCGAGGCUCUGAUUGCUCUACACGACCACCAGCUGGACCACAACCAGCACCUCCGAGUCUCCUUCUCCAAGUCCACCAUCUGACCCCUGACCUUCGAGUCUCCUUCUCCAAGUCCACCAUCUGACCCCUGACCUUCGUGUCCACCAUCUGACCCCUGAACUUUGUGUCCACCAUCUGACCCCUGACCUUCGAGUCUCCUUCUCCAAGUCCACCAUCUGACCCCUGAACUUUGUGUCCACCAUCUGACCCCUGACCUUCGAGUCUCCUUCUCCAAACCCACCAUCUGACCCCUGACCUUCGAGUCUCCUUCUCCAAACCCACCAUCUGACCAACCAGACUUCAAGGCUUCUGAUUGGCUUAUGGCAGGAACAAUCGGACCAAUACGAAACCUCCCGUUGCCACCGAGCUUUCUGUGCCUACAAACACUCUGACAUCACGGUGACAUCACAGUUACGGGCGAUGACACGAGGAGGCGUUGCCAUGGUUACAGAGCACAUUCCUGAGCAGACUGAAUGCCCAGUAGCAAAUGGCAUCGUGGGUAGUGGAGUCCCAACAAAAAGUUCAUGAUGUGAGUGGAACUUUUUAUUGUCUAAAUGUUAAAUUAAUGUGAUCUUUAUAAAGUUAAAAUGAGGAUUUUCAAAAUAAAACCUGCUGUUUCUCCAAAAGCCCAAACUGAUGGAAAGAUCUAAUAUAUAUUUUGUUUUAAUAUUUAAAGUUAGCAUGGACAAAGUUCGGUCUUGUAAAGUUUCAUAUUUCACUGUAACUUUAUUUUCCAUCAUGACAUUAAUGUUUUUAUUAUUUCUUCAAAGUUUCACUGAUUUUCUGAACGUUUUGAGUCUUCAGUGCCUUUCUCAUCGGCACUUUCUGCCACCGUCUGAUUGGCUGAAGUUGUUGUUGUUGUUGUUACUAUUAUUACUGUAGAUGUUUAGGUGGCUGCGAUCUCAACCUUCCUCUGUGCCUUAUUUUUCUGGAUCCUGCUGGGUUUUUUACGUGGCGUCCGUUGGAGGGCUGGUGGCGGGUCUUGUUGAUCUGACUUUGGGUUUGUUUUGUAGAAUUUUUUCACUUAGUUAAAAAUAUUUUUUGUCACACGUCGUACUGUUGGUAAAUAUUUUUUGGGAAGGUUUUUUAAUCAUGAAUGUAUUUAUACUGUACAACAUGAGAUAGGUAAUGCUUUAGACGUCCCGCCCACCUGUCGUACCUGCGUGUGUGUAUUUAUAUAUUGUGUGUGUAUAUCUGUGUGUGUGUUUAUAUCAAGCUGAGCUGUGAUUGGUUCAUCUUCAAAUGUCCCUCCUUCUUUUUUUCUAUUAAAAAUAUAUUUAAUUUAAA
Micropterus dolomieu (smallmouth bass) is the source of this 2006-nucleotide messenger RNA. Its product is annotated as polypyrimidine tract-binding protein 3-like. The record is from RefSeq and is a predicted model, not a curated record. Gene Ontology annotation, molecular function: mRNA binding. Gene Ontology annotation, cellular component: nucleus. The coding region runs from base 263 to 763 and encodes 166 amino acids. Lineage: Eukaryota; Metazoa; Chordata; Actinopteri; Centrarchiformes; Centrarchidae. The transcript is spliced from 3 exons. Gene Ontology annotation, biological process: regulation of RNA splicing.